This is a messenger RNA of Folsomia candida, 2310 nucleotides long. Its product is annotated as nuclear RNA export factor 1. Gene Ontology annotation, cellular component: cytoplasm; nucleus. The transcript has 13 exons. Gene Ontology annotation, biological process: poly(A)+ mRNA export from nucleus. The record is from RefSeq and is a predicted model, not a curated record. Gene Ontology annotation, molecular function: RNA binding; protein binding. Bases 273 to 2138 code for a protein of 621 amino acids. NCBI's taxonomy places the organism in Eukaryota, Metazoa, Arthropoda, Collembola, Entomobryomorpha, Isotomidae.
ACACUUUUGACUUUCACUCUGCUGUUUGCUCCUCAACGUUUCAAGUAAAACUUAAUUUAAUUAAAAUUUCCUAAAAUUUGAAAUUAAGAAAUUUUCAAAUCCAAACUUUGUUUUAUACUUGUUCUGCUCUGUCCAGUAGUUUAGGAUUUCUUUUGACAACGAGUGACACUUUUGUUGUGAAACUAAGAAAUUUAAAAGUUUAGAAUCUAAAGUUUUUUUAGAUACAAAACUCGAGUAAUUAAUUAAUUAGUGAGCAAAGCUCGAUAAGCAAUAUGCCGCGUUACAAUAAUGACGGUCGAAGUAAUAAAUUCGUCCACAUGUUGGGGUCGUCGGAAGGAAGGAAGAAAUUUGAUCAAGAUGACCGAAACAAGUUCAAAUUUACCCUUAACAAGGGUGGGAUUCAGAGAAAGAAUCGUGGUGGGGGUGCCUUCGCACGUCUUGAUGCCACUGGGGAUACCGUUAUGGACCCGUCGGAGCCAAGUAGUAGUCGGUCUGGGCAUGUUCAUUUUGAAGGUGCACCUCGAGGGAAGAAGUUUGGUGGGAAUAAUAAGCAAUGGAGAAAGCAAAAUCAACAAGGGAAAAACAAUGCUCAUAUAUUUGGUCCUUUAUGGCAUAAAAUUCUGAUAUUAAAUGGAAAGGCGUAUGCGAAAGAAUUUGUUCUACCAGCACUUGGACAACGAUGCCGGAUUCCAUUUGUUCCGAUUUGUUAUUCAGUGUACGGAGCCAAUACUGCGUUUUAUGUGGAAGGUCGCUCAAUGGCGGAAGCCCUAGCGGAAUGUAGCGGACAAAUAAUGUCAUCUGAUGGACAAACUAUUAUCGCUAUGAGAGUCACCCCAUCAGGUGCCCCACCCACCGCACACAUCGAUGAAGCUUGCGAAGCGAGGAUUAAAACCGUCCUAGAUCUGAGAUAUAAUAGCGCUAUGCACACUCUAAAUCUGGAGAACUUUUACAUGAGUCCGGAAUUUGUGAACGACUACUUUCUCCCCUUAUAUCGACCAAGUGUUGUCCAGAAACUUACAGAGUUACUUCAACCACAUCUUGAUUCAAUUGUCGGAUUGGAUUUGUCAAAUAAUAAACUGCCCGCGUUGGAUGGCUUGAGUAAAAUUAUUAACAAAUCUACAGCGCUAAAGGCACUCAACUUGAGAGGAAAUAAGAUUCGCGAAAUGCAGUCAUUAGAUCGGAUAUCUGCUCCAUCAAUUAUUGAACUGAUCUUGGAAGGAAAUCCAGUUUGUGAUAAUACUGAAGACAAGGAAGCGUUUAUCAGCUCCGUUAGAAAACGAUUUCCCAAGGUUAUAAAAUUGGACGGAAAUGACCUUGCGCCUCCUCUCUCCUUUGAUGUUCAUGAACCAAGUAAGAUGCCGGAAAUUCAAGGAUCCUCUUUCUGCAAUGAGCAAGCAAAGUCUGUCGUACUACGAUUUUGGGAACUUUAUGUUUCUAUAUUUGACUCGGACGAUCGUCAACCACUGUUAAAUGCGUACCACGACACUGCGAGUAUGUCAAUGAUGUCGUCGUAUUCCCAAUCGGGUCACGUUUCGCAAGUUGAAUCCUCAAAAAAAUUAAGCUACUAUCUCUCAGACAGCAGAAAUUUCAUAAGACAGACUGACAAAACGAAGAGAUUUAAGCUACUUCACCAAGGAAAACUGGAUAUUGUGUCUUUUCUAACGAAAUUCCCAAAGACGAAACAUGAUACGAAUUCAUACCUCAUAGAUAUGCCUGUUGCAGUGGAAAAUUUUAUCCUGUUUAAUGUGACUGGAAUAUUUAAAGAACGUGACGAAAGAAAUACACCGUUCAGAUAUUUUUGUCGGACGUUCACUCUCGUUCCACAAAAUUCUGGUUUCGUAAUCAUCAAUGAAAUGAUUUACGUUACGAAUCCGACAUCCGAGCAAAUCAAGCACGCAUUCCGCCAACCAGCCCCUACUCCAAGUCCGAGUCCAAUUCCACAAGUACCAGGACCUGCUAUCCUUUCGGAUGAUGAGCGUCGCCAGAUGCUUGUGUCAUUUUCAGCACAGUCUGGAAUGAAUGAUGAAUGGUCCAGGAAAUGCCUCGAAGAAAACGGAUGGGACUUCAACAAGAGCGCCGUUAUUUUCACUCAGCUUAAAGAACAGAACAAAGUUCCCCCAGAGGCUUUUAUAAAAUAGCAACUCAUCAAUUAAUUAGUUAUAUAUUUAUGUACACUGGGUUAUACUGUCCGAUUUUUAAAUACAAUUUGUUAUCUGACAGUAUUAUAUAUUAUAUAAUCAAUAAUGUUUUUGAUUAGAGAUAAAAAAAAUAACGAAUAAAUACAAUAAGAACAUUUUUUAUUUAAAAAGA